Cylindrotheca closterium is the source of this 633-nucleotide messenger RNA. The record is from the annotation of a GenBank genome assembly. Lineage: Eukaryota; Bacillariophyta; Bacillariophyceae; Bacillariales; Bacillariaceae.
AUGAAGACAGCAUCUCUUAUACUCCUCGGUCUAGUCGCCGUAUCUAUGACUUUUUCUACGACUGAUGGAUACACCAUCCUCCCAAAGCCAUGCGCCAGUAAUAAUAUAGGAGCAGCCACCAGUACUUUUCGAUCGGCAGCAUCCGCGAGUACUUCCAUGCAAAUGUCCACCGAACAACAGUUUCCAGAUCCCACCACCUUUCGAGAGGCUGAAAUUUUGGGUCUAAGACUCAUGCAAGAAGGAAACUUUGAAGAAGCACUUGUUGCCUUCCAAAUGGGAAUGAAGUUGCCUGGUAGCCGGGCCGAUGUCCGACGAACCAAGGCACUUUCGGGUCCUAGCCCAGUCGGUGGAGCCUUUGGAGGAACCGAAAGUCAAAAGGUUCUUACCUUGGAUGACUUUGAAUUGCAAGCAGCGCACUACAAUAUGGCAUGCGCUCAUGCCAGACUGGGAAAUGUUGAUGAUGCCAUUGCCAACCUUGCCAAGUCAUUCGAAAAUGGGUUCGAUAACUAUGUAACGGUUCGUGGAGAUCCUGAUCUUGACCCAAUAAAGUCAAGCCCUAACUUUGAAGAACUCAUGGAAAAUUAUGAUUCCACGAGUGGGUUCAACCCCUUUGGUUUCUUUGGAAAGAAGUAA